AUGAUUGAAGUUGCAAAGAAGAAGCCACCUCCACCACGGCCUUUGAAACGCUCGUCCCUUAGAGGCAACCAAUCUCUCAAAGCAGAUAGCGAAGCGCUGCUCGAGCCGACAAUAACGUCUGAAUCUGAUGGGGGUCGCAUGAAAACUCCUCGUAUCGACAGUGUCCACAAGUCCGACGAGGUCAAGCCCAGCUUGAAGGAGUUAGGUGGCAACGUGUUCGAAAGCAGCACAUCAGAAGAAGCCUCGGCAGACUCUUUCGAUACCCAAACACCUACGGGUCGACUCCCAGACGAUGGAAUAUUUAUCGAUUAUAACGAAGAUGGCCCUCAAGAUCCCUUGGAUGUAGAAGAUAGUCAUUCUCUGGCCGAGGGAGACAUCGAAUCUUCUGACAGUCGCUGUUCCAUCAUUAGCGACGACGACUUCAGAGACAAGCUGAUGGACGUCGUUCAAAUCAUACUCAACGUCGACAACCGUCUGAAGUCCGUGGAGAAGAAGUUCCAAAAGAACCACGCCCUGAACAGAAGGCUGGGGUCGAUGCUGAGGUUGAUGCUGAGGUUGAUGAAGNGCAAGCCAUCAGAAAAGACCCCAUGUAUACCACAAAUGAGGUUACUUGAUUGGUACAACUUCAAGCACAAGUGGGCUGGCGACAAACGAUAUGCAAUUGAGGUCUUGAAAGGUCCAGCGAAGUACUAUCAAGAUUGCUCCGCGGAGGAACGCAACUACGAAAAGUUCAAGAAAACAGGCAACACACCCGUUCGUCCACAGUCGGAUGUCGAGCAGGAGGUCCUUACGCCACAGGAUGUACCGGAACGGAUCAGGAUCAUUUCAUCGCCUCUGCUUGCUAUAAUCACAGAACUUGAUCCCCUUGGGUUUCCUCUUAUCUUGACCCCUGGUAUCAUGCUGAGGCCCUACCGACGUCUGGUUCGCUUGGAGAACGACUUGAUGGCACAUCUGGCGAAUCUUGAGGCCAAAUGGGGCCUCGCCGAGAAGGAAGACCUCGAGCGCAAAGCGGAACGCGGAUCCCAUGCCACUGAACCUGAGCACAUAACUCGUGAAGCUCCAGGAGAUACAGGAGUCGGUGACAAGGUCAUAUCAGAUGCGAGUCCAGAAGCCAAUCUUGCAGCUCACAACACCUCCAAGGAUGAACUCGAUGAGACCAAAGAUCAGCCUCUUACUCCAACAGAUCCCCUCACUGAUAGCAUCGAAGCCUUGCGAGACCUUCGUUGUUUAAAGCGAUUUUUUGAGACAUAUAUCCACCCCACGGUCAACCGCUUGCGAAAUCGAACAGCUCGCAAGAUCAAGUUUGCAGACCUCUGGUAUCUUUUUCCUCAUGGCGAAGAGGUUUUCAUUCCUGCUGCCCAUGAGUUUGAAGCCAGCUCGACAUUCACACAAAGCACAGAGUCAUCAAGUGUUUAUCAGAGCGUCUUUCGAGUCUACGACCACUCAGGGGGUAGAGUACCACUUUCGAAGCCUGACGACGAUGGCUCAGAUGGUGACUUUUCAACAUCGUCUCACCUAAUUCGCGCCAACCCAUUUUGCAUGAUGUGUUAUCACAUUGACUGGGACUCCAAGUCCUACUCACCAGUUUCUCACGAGAUUGAGAUCAAACCGUUCGACAAUGAGAAGGACAUAACUAGUUUGGAAGUUUAUCCUUCUGGCUAUCGCGAAGAUUACGAAUCUAUUCGACAACAACUCGUAGAACGUGGUAGCAAGUUCUCACAGCUGACGAAACCUACUCAUAUGAGCUACUAUGGUCGAACCUACAGCUCACAUCCUUGUGGCGGUUUCCGUCAUAGCCCAGGGUCUUCCUUUGUCGACAGCGAAGUCAUGGUUGACUUCGAACAAANNACUAUGGCUUCCCCUGACUUUGGUCUUGAAGAAUGUCCCUCUUACCAAACGGAAGAAACUGAACAUUGGGACUCGAAGGUCUACAAAGACAAGGAACACAAACUGUUUGAUUUCAAGUUUGCGGAUUCCAUAUUUGUAGACUAUGAUGAUGAGAAGUGGCUGCGCGAUCGCACCAGAGAGAAUGAUGGCUUUNUGCGUGACUGGGACUCCUACCAACGAAGUCGCCGCAGUGAACCCGUUCGAAAUCUGGAGAAAAGUAGCGACUUGGUUUUGCUACCAAAGCGAGUCUUGGGUUACAGUUACCGAGACCGGAAAUUUUACGCAUUCGACAUCGACCAUCUAAAGCCUAUCACUCGGAACACCGAAGGCUUUGACGGCCUGGAACUACCAAAAGGUCAUCAAGAUUUGGUAGAGGCUCUGGUCAAGGAACACUUCAUCAAGAAGGAAGCUUACGAAAAGCACGGCAAAUCCACCCCUGGUAUGGACAUAGUAUCUGGAAAGGGAAAAGGACUCAUCAUGCUGCUUCAUGGGUAUCCUGGUGUUGGGAAAACCUCGACUGCAGAAUGUGUGGCACAAUCAACUGGCCGGCCCUUGUUUCCAAUUACUUGUGGUGAUCUUGGUCUGACACCAAAAGAAGUUGAAGAUUCCUUGACAGACAAGUUUCGACUUGCUGAUAAGUGGAACUGCAUAAUGCUUCUCGAUGAAGCGGACAUAUUUUUGACGAAGCGUGACAAGGCCGGCAUGCAGAGGAACGCACUUGUAUCUGGUAGGCAGGCAUUGUGGGAAUUUGGACCAAAAAGCUCUCAGCUGACCUUGAAUANNGUUUUCCUGCGCGUUCUGGAGUACUACGAGGGAAUCCUGUUCCUUACUACCAACCGUGUUGGCACAUUUGAUGACGCUUUCAAAUCACGCAUUCAUGUCAGUCUUUAUUAUCCACCAUUGACCAAGGGGCAAACAAUCAAAAUCUGGGAGAAGAAUCUUCAUCGUCUCAGGAAGAUUGAAGACGCUCGUGCUCAGAUAACAGGAAAGCCUGGUCUGAAGAUCCUGGAUAAAGAAAUCCUUGCUUAUGCCCAAGAGCAUUAUAAAGAACACAAACAUUCUACAGUCGGUUUGUGGAGUGGAAGACAGAUUCGCAACGCCUUUCUGACCGCAGCGGCACUGGCAUAUCACCGAGCAGAUGCUGAGGGACCAAUUCUCACCACGCAACUGUUCAAAACUGUCGCCACGACUACUGACGCAUUCGACAAAUACAUCAACUCAGUACAUGGAGAAACGAACGAGGAACAGAGGGCUUUUGACCAGGCUGAGCGUGUACCAACUCAAGAAAGUGGCAAACGAAACAGGGGCACUCGUACAACGCCGAAGCCAGUGACACCAGUCAGCCAUCCACGGGGAAACUUUNUCACAGACACCGGAGUUCAGGGCAUGCAAAGCAAACUAGGCGAUAGUGGUUAUACCAGUCACGGAGGCAUGGUGGAGUUCGCUGAACACGCGACGUUUGCAUCUUCGGCUGCCGUAUCCUCCAGUGCCUUCACAGACACCACGCACGUGCGUGAGAGCGUCUACACAUUACCAGGAGCUAUGCCUUCCCCAAGUCCUGCAUCCAAGGCAGCCAGACCAUCAACAAUGGACCAUGACCGGGGUCAUGACAAUGGGACUGAUUCUGAAGAUGGGGACGAGGAUGAUUGA
Messenger RNA from Aureobasidium musti, 3537 nucleotides. NCBI's taxonomy places the organism in Eukaryota, Fungi, Ascomycota, Dothideomycetes, Dothideales, Saccotheciaceae. The record is from the annotation of a GenBank genome assembly.